AAGCAAAUUGACAAUAAAUGAUGCUCUCCGCUGGGAGGUUGAAGGGAAGCUAGACCAGAGAGAGAGAGAGAGCACAUCAGAGGGAAGAGAAAAAAGACCAGCGUAACUUGAAUUGGACCGGCAAAGUCGGCCCCUCAGCUAGGGUGCAUCUUUGCCUCUCUCCACGGUACUAACCGAUCUGGCUAUGAAUUGUGAAUUUGCCACGUUCUUGUAGUCUCAGUAGUGUGUAACCGUAACCGCAGCUCAGCUCACUAUUUGCCUUAGCGCGGACUAAAUCACCCUCCAAGCUGCCGUAUCCUGCCCCGAACGAUCAGCUUCCAUGGACAGCGACUAGCACAGAGACUCCGCAGACUGUGAGAGGAGAAACAAUUCCUCUGGCGUAUCACAGGACCUACACAUCACUCUCAGAGGUCCGUCUCAUCAACAGUGGGUGGAACUCCAUUCUCUCCUCAUUGGUAGAUCCACUUUAGAAGACCUUUCCCCGAUACCUUUGGAAAAUUGAAGCAAGCACUCACAUUAUCUUCAGGAAAUGUACUGUUGUUGUUGUACUAUGCUAGUCCAUGCUGCUAAAAGAUGCUGACUCACAUGAUCAGUUGACACCAAUGACGUGGUCCUUCCAUGAGGAUUCGGCCACUACAAAGUCUGCAACUGAAGAUAUCUGGUUUUGUCAUUUUCCUAUGGAGCAAUAAACCCCAACUGCUAUAUUACUGAGCGGAUUACAGGGUUAUGGAGCCUCAGAGGUGUGUUGUGAGUCCUUGAUCACAGCAGUAGCACAUCAGGCUCAAUGGAACUGCGCUGAGAGAGUGGAUGCACCAGUCUGUAUGGCUUAAAUAGACCAUAAUAUAUCAAUGCAAUUCUCUUAACCUGGAUUCGUUCCAUUGCCCUCCUGGUCCUAAGAGUGUUGUCUUUCUCAAACGCAUUGAUGGGGGACCCAUUGCGUCAUGCUAAGGAGUGGGAGUGCAUUUUCUCAAUAAUGUAAAAAAAUGGAAUGUAGGCUAUUUGUUACCCUAAUAGGGAUUGAUCAGGUACACUUCACAUUUUCCCCUAAAAUAACUCAAUAAGAAAACUGUAAAGUAGGACUACAAGUGCAGUUGGACUACAAGUGCAAUAUAACUACGAGAGCACUAGGACUACAAGCGUAAUAGGAUUACAAAAAAAGUGUAAUAAGACUACAACAGGUCCAUUGUACCUGAUGCAAUAGGACAACAAAUGCAGUAGAACAUCACUUUUUUUGUAGGACUACAACAGGAAGUUCAGUUCAGCAGAACUACAUUGCCCACCAUGGUGUUGCCGCAGCCAGACAAACGCCACGUGUGCCUGACCACCAUGGUGAUCAUGACCAGCAUGGCCUUCAUGGACGCCUAUCUGGUAGAGCAGAACCAGGGGCCCAGGAAGAUCGGAGUGUGCAUCAUCGUGCUGGUGGGAGACAUCUGUUUCCUCAUCGUGCUGCGCUACGUGGCAGUGUGGGUCGGGGCUGAGGUGAAGACCGCCAAACGCGGCUACGCCAUGAUACUCUGGUUCCUCUACAUCUUCGUCCUGGAGAUCAAGCUCUACUUCGUCUUCCAGAACUACAAGGCGGACAGGAAAAGCCUGGAGACGGUGGCCCGGAAGGCUCUAACCUUACUCCUCUCUGUGUGCGUCCCGGGGCUAUACUUGGUCCUGGUGGCUCUGGACAGCAUGGAAUACGUGAGGACCUUCAGGAAAAAGGAGGACAUGCGGGGGAAGCUGUUCUGGGUGGCCCUGGACCUGCUGGAUGUUCUGGACAUCCAGGCCAACCUGUGGGAGCCCCAACGGACCGGCCUGCCCAUCUGGGCCGAGGGACUGAUGUUCUUCUACUGCUACAUCCUGCUCCUAACCCUGCCCUGCGUCUCCCUCUCUGAGAUCAGUGUCCAGGGGGAGCACGUCUCGCCCCAGAAGAUGAUGCUGUACCCUGUUCUAAGUCUAGUUACUAUAAACAUAGUCACAAUCUUGAUCCGCGGGGUUAACAUGGUGCUGUUCCAGGAUAGUAGGGUGUCUACCAUCUUUAUAGGGAAGAAUGUGGUGGCUAUAGCCACAAAAGCCUGUACAUUCCUGGAGUAUAAGAGGCAGGUAAAGGAGUUCCCUCCACAGGACCCUAGCAUGGCAGGUAUAGCCCUGGAGCUGCAUCAAGGGAACUCUGUGGGUCAUAGCCACGGGCACAACCAGACCCUGCCCAAUGCCACCACUAGCCUCUCUGACGAACCAUCACCUACCGAGGUCAUAGACACAUGACCCUCGCCCAUGGAUAGUUAGAUCCUUUUCACACUAUAAUGUCGACUGGAUCCAUGUUGUGACGGCUCUGAUAUUUACCUUUUACAUUGUGCUUACCAGCACGGGUUCAGCAACUACCAUCACAGUACAGCUUGGCUUAGCUUGGCUCAGUAGUGUGAAAAGGGUGGUAAGUGUCUGACCCUGAGUUCAGCUAGACUGGACUAGACUUCUCAGAGCUCAGCUAGACUGGACUAGACAUCUCAGAGCUCAGCUAGACUGGACUAGACUUCUCAGAGCUCAGUAUGACCUCAACCAAGACUGUUCCGGUCCUAUGGAGUGGCAGAAAGAAUCGACACGUUUCAAUGAGACCACUCCAGCUCAGGAAAACGGCCCAGCGCCUUGCCAGCCAGCCUCCCAGAUGAACUGAUGAGAUCAUUCUGAUGAAGACUGAUGUGUUUUUCUAUUCUAUGAUGUGUGUUUCUAUACUUCUCUAUGGUGGACUAACAGACAGACGGACACAUAGAGUUGACCUCAGAGACAAAAACCCAACCCAGCUCAGCAGAUAUGAGCUCAUAGUCUACCUGUUAACCAUACCUGGGUUCAAAUACUAUUUGAAACCAUGUCAAGUACUUUAUCUGGACUUGAUUGUGCUUGCCUGACACGAUGGAACGAAUGGAAUAGUAGCAAGAGUGAAAACCACACCCGCCUGGCACUCCAGGCAGACUAGAGCAAAAACCUAAAAGUGUAUUUUUAAAUUCAAGUAGUAUUUGAAACCAGGUCUGCUGUAAACGCUGUCUUUUUUGACUCUUUGGAGUUUUUGUAUUUCCAAGGCAAUGUUUUUACGUGAUGGUGUACCGCUGUAAUUCUCGUUGUCAUUUUAAAGAUAUCUAUCUAUAUAUAAUAUUAAAAUGAAUGCCACUUCACUGGCAGUGAAGUGGCAUUCAUUUGAGGAUUCCUAUCCUCUGCGAGGGAAUUGCAGAGUAAGAAUGGAUAGAGGGGAUACAAAGAGGCAGAGGGAAGGUAUGUGGGGUUGGAGGAGGAAGCAAGAGAGAGAUGGAGGGAAGGUGAGAGUGGGAGGAAAAUGGUUGGGGAGAUGGGCAGUGUGUGUGUGUGUGUAUGUGUGUGUGGGAGGAUGGAAAGGGGUGGAGAGAUGGAGGUGUAAGCCUCUCAGAAGGGGAUGUCCCUGGUACUGUGUGGAUUUUGAAGUAUGAGACCAGACCAUAUGCACAGUGUCAAUAUUAGGACAGCCUUAGAGUCACAAGACGUUAGUGUCAGACACCAGGGCCUGUAUGUGUCUGUCCGUCUCAGAGGAGGAGUGCUGAUCUAGGAGAAGGUUUUGCCUUAUAAUCCAUAAUUAAUAAGAGGCGGAACCUGAUCCUCGUUCAGAACUCCGACUCUGAGAUACUUUGUGAAUAUGGGCCCUGACUAUAUUAACUCCUUGUGACUCAGAGGCUGUAAUAACAGGUGAUUUACAGACCUGUCUGCUUCACUGAGCUCAGCAAUAUCUGUCGAUGGAAGAAUAAAGAAGGUUCA
This is a messenger RNA of Oncorhynchus tshawytscha (Chinook salmon), 3762 nucleotides long. Its product is annotated as transmembrane protein 121-like. The record is from RefSeq and is a predicted model, not a curated record. The coding region runs from base 1282 to 2250 and encodes 322 amino acids. The transcript has 4 exons. Lineage: Eukaryota; Metazoa; Chordata; Actinopteri; Salmoniformes; Salmonidae.